Messenger RNA from Maylandia zebra (zebra mbuna), 2130 nucleotides. NCBI's taxonomy places the organism in Eukaryota, Metazoa, Chordata, Actinopteri, Cichliformes, Cichlidae. The record is from RefSeq and is a predicted model, not a curated record.
AUGUGUUGUCACAGGAAGCCUCGAGAGGAGAAGGCAUGGGAUGGCCAGGAGGUAGAGGACUACCCUCAGAAAGAGAGCGCUAGUAAGCACCCCUAUUUCCUAAAUCCUACCACAGGGAGAGUGGAGCACUCCCUGGCUACCUGUUGGACUUCCCAAGACUACACACAGAUCCCAGGCUGGUGUAAGUUUGAGAUAAGUCACUGCAAACAUCCACCCAAACUGUAUCAACUGCACCCCAUCCUCCCUCACCCCCUUGUGGCCCAACGGGCACUCAGGAGCCCCAGAGACAGACCGGAUAGACAGGAGCAGAAAAUCAGCAUCACCAUGAUCGCAAAGAUGUUUGUCAUCGUUCUUCUUGUUGUUGCAACAACAACCACAGCUGCUCCAACAACAACCACAACUGCAGCGACAACAACCACAGCUGCACCAACAACAACCACAACUGCAGCGACAACAACCAGAUCUGCAGCAACAACAACCACAGCUGCUCCAACAACAACCACAACUGCUGCGACAACAACCACAGCUGCUCCAACAACAACCACAACUGCUGCGACAACAACCAAAACUGCUCCAACAACAACCACAACUGCUGCGACAACAACCACAACUGCUCCAACAACCACAGCUGCUCCAACAACAACCACAACUGCUGCGACAACAACCACAGCUGCUCCAACAACAACCACAACUGCUACAACAACAACCACAACUGCAGCGACAACAACCACAUCUGCAGCGACAACAACCACAUCUGCAGCGACAACAACCACAGCUGCAGGGACAACAACCACAUCUGCAGCGACAACAACCACAGCUGUUCCAACAACAACCACAGCUACAGGGACAACAACCACAGCUGCUCCAACAACAACCACAGCUGCAGCGACAACAACUACAGCUGCUCCAACAACAACCACAACUGCAGCGACAACAACUACAGCUGUUCCAACAACAACCACAGCUGCAGCGACAACAACCACAGCUGCUCCAACAACAACCACAACUGCACCAACAACAACUACAGCUGCGACAACAACAACCACAGCUGUUCCAACGACAACCACAACUGCAGCGACAACAACCACAGCUGCUCCAACAACAACCACAGCUGCACCAACAACAACCACAGCUGCUCCAACAACAACCACAUCUGCAGCGACAACAACCACAACUGCAGCGACAACAACCACAGCUGCUCCAACAACAACCACAGCUGCUCCAACAACAACCACAGCUGCAGCGAAAACAACCACAGCUGCUCCAACAACAACCACAACUGCUACGACAACAACUACAGCUGCGACAACAACAACUACAGCUGCUCCAACAACAACUACAGUUGCAGCGACAACAACUACAGCUGCACCGACAACAACUACAGCUGCCCCAACAACAACCACAGCUGCUCCAACAACAACCACAGCUGCAGCGAAAACAACCACAGCUGCUCCAACAACAACCACAACUGCACCGACAACAACUACAGCUGCGACAACAACAACUACAGCUGCUCCAACAACAACUACAGUUGCAGCGACAACAACCACAGCUGCACCAACAACAACCACAGCUGCUCCAACAACAACCACAACUGCACCAACAACAACUACAGCUGCGACAACAACAACCACAGCUGUUCCAACGACAACCACAACUGCACCGACAACAACUACAGCUGCGACAACAACAACCACAACUGCAGCGACAACAACCCUACACCCAACUGUCAACCCCUGUCGAAGAGCACCUACUUGGAUGCUGGACCAUCUAGCAGUCCCACAGGCUAUUACCCAAAUUACCUACCUGCCUCUCUGCCUCCACGCCAGGAGUUUUUUGGAUUUCACACCCGGACUACUCACCCCUCUACGUCAUCUCCGACCUCCUUUGGCAAGAACCACGACUGAGAACAGGAAGGCUGCACAGAGCAUUAACCAAAAGUAUCACCUGGACACACCUGGAGGCAUUCGCCAGAUCCUCCUGUAUCAGGUAAACCAGGGCUAUCACAGCCGUUUUCAGGAAGCCUCGCUUACUCUGAACCUGGCCAAAUGUGAAUUUGGCAGAGCCACCAUCACAUACCUGGGAAAACAGUUGGGUCAGGGACAGGUGCCCUUUCAAGCUCGAGGUUGA